ACACUCUCGUGGAACAUGUGAAUUCACGCAGUCGAUGCCAGCAGCUCCUCGGGACUGAGAGGACGUUAAAGUGGAAGUGAAGACUUGUGAAGCUGCACUGAAACCAGCGGAUCAGGAAUUAGAAGCUGCUCGGAGGGAAAUCUGUGUUUCAGAUCAGUGGAUCUAUUAUGACUGCCAGGGUCCAGGGAGCAGCGCAGAAGAGCCGAGCAACAGAGAAAAUGGUGAAGGUCAGUAGAGCUCUGUGGCUGGUACUGGGCAUGCUCAGUCUGUCCAUGCUGCUGGUGGUGCUGGGAGUCUACGCAACUACUCGGACUGAAAGCCUGAAUGUGACCGGCUACGCCUCUGGAGUUAUUCUAACCCUUGGAGCUUUCCUGGGACUUCUUGGACUCCGUCUGGAAGAGAACCGCAAGCAGCUGCUGACGGCUGCCAUUGUAUUCCUCAGCUUCGGGAUCAUCACCUCUUUUCUGUGCCUGGUGAUCGAUGGUGUCUGUAUUGUCUUAAACAUGGACAUCCGUCCACUGAAAGAGGGGAGAUGCCAGUAUUACAGCAGCGGCAGCAGCUACAUCUAUGAGAAUUUCUACACGGCUGUGUCGUGUUGGAGCCCGAAGGAGUCCUGCACCAUGAUGGUACGAAGUGGGACCUGUUACUGCUGCGACCUGUACGGCUGUGCCAAUGGAGGAUACCUGAGCAACUACUAUGAGUUUGUUGGAGUACAAAGCUGUGAGGAAGUCUUCGUUCUGUACGUGUUAAUUUGGAUUCUCACCAGCCUCAACCUCGUGGCCUUCUUCGCAGGGAUACUGACCACAGCAGUGCUGGGCAGCAUCAAAGACUCGCAGCAGAGGUGUAGCAGCCCUGUGGCCGAUCCCUCUCAGAGCUCAGCAUCUUCCCCUACAGCUCCACUGCUGAUGGACGCCAACACUCACACAGAACAGCAGCUCCACCCAGGAGCACCAGUGUUUUUCCCUCCAGCAGAAAAGUCAGCUGCCACCCAGAGUUUUCCUUACUCACUGACUCCCCACAUGGAGACCAACCCGCCUCCCUUUGUCCCACUGACCAGCCUGCUGCCUUACAGAGUCCACGGCCUCCCAGCCUGAGCUUCACCAGCUCUGACCAGCAGCAUUGUACGAGAAAAAGAUCUAAAAUACUAAGAACAGAAAGGGAUGUGUAAUUGUUAUUGUUGCUGUUUUUAACAUUGUUGGGAGGGAGGAAAGACAAUGCAACUAAAAGAGAGAUAUGCUGGUCUGAAUAUUAUGCAGAAAUAUAAGUAUCUUAAAAUCCAACCGUGGACGUGGGGAUGUUUCAUGGAAAGUGUUUCUUGCUGCUUUUGAUUAAACACAAAAAUUUUAA
This is a messenger RNA of Acanthochromis polyacanthus (spiny chromis), 1347 nucleotides long. Its product is annotated as transmembrane protein 255B. The record is from RefSeq and is a predicted model, not a curated record. The transcript has 9 exons. The coding region runs from base 168 to 1094 and encodes 308 amino acids. NCBI's taxonomy places the organism in Eukaryota, Metazoa, Chordata, Actinopteri, Pomacentridae.